This is a messenger RNA of Ipomoea nil (Japanese morning glory), 360 nucleotides long. RefSeq lists its product as uncharacterized. Lineage: Eukaryota; Viridiplantae; Streptophyta; Magnoliopsida; Solanales; Convolvulaceae. The record is from RefSeq and is a predicted model, not a curated record. The transcript has a single exon. The coding region runs from base 1 to 360 and encodes 119 amino acids.
AUGGAUUACUGGAGGAGGAGAAGAGGUUACGACAGGAUAAACACAUCAAAUACUAGGAGGAAGAACGCCGCCGCGGGGGCGGCGGCAAUAGAUACAGCUGGAGCCAAAAGCGGCGCCCGGAAGAAUCAGCGCCGGCGGUUCUUCAAGUUUGCACGCUGCAAGAAGGCGAAGCUCCGGUUGAUCUCGCCCAACAAGUUGCUCCCAACCCUACGAGAUGCCUACGUCAACAUGAUGCUGCGGAUCGCUAAUUACUCCAGGGUGGGCGGCGCCGCCGCGACUUCCUUCGGAAACCGCCCUCUCAAGGAGUACGACAACAGGAUGCUCCUCCACAUCUACACCUCCUCCGUUCCUUCUCCUUGA